GGAAAAGAGCUUUAAUGGACUGGUGUGGAAAUGAAGGUUUACUUAGUAGUCAUUAUAAGUAUCCUGUAUGUAGGAAGGAUAUGCAUCUAGUUGAACGUAAAAACCGUUUAGAUGGAUUUGAACGGGUUUGUACGAAGAAAAGUUCACAUGGUCACUAUGUGAAGCGUUCGAUCAGAAAGAGUAUGUGGUUUGAAAAAAGUCAUUUGAGUACGACUGAUAUUUUGAUUUUUACAUGGCUCUGAGUGUGCGAAGAGAACUCAAAAAUCAUGGAGAAUGUAGAGCUUGAUUUGAAGUUUCUUCCUGAGAAGUAUGAUUCAAGCAAUCCCUUGGUAAUAAGUAGUAAAAAAAAAGCUGUGAAAGUGGCAGCAAAAAAAUCAUCUAUUACUUCUAAACAGUUAUCAAAAAAACAACGGAAAAAACUAGAAAAAAUUUUAGAAAAGAAGAACAAGAAAUUAAAUAGAGCUGAACUUCUUGAAAAAUUAAGUAAAGUGCAAGCCGUGCCAGAAGAUUUAGAACAUCUGACAUCUACAGCAGAUAUGCAGACACUUGGAGUGAAAAGGUUUUCUGAAGGAAUAAUAUUAAAGCCCUCUACAAGCAAUCUUAAAAAAAUAAGCAAUAUUAAAGGUAGCAGAAAAAACUGUGAAAAUCCACCCAAAAAACUUAAACUAGACCUAAAUUUUGUAGAUUUUAAUGUUGAAAGUUCUGAUUCAGGUUCUGAAUCAGAUAGUACUGAUGAUGGAAAUUCACCUGAUAAAUUAGAGGAGAAAAUGCAGGCUGUAGAUUCAGAUGAAUGUGUUAAUAACAUUCUGUCUGAAAAUGAAGAAAUUUCUGUUAAAAGUAACUUUACAUCUGAUGACAGCAAUAAGAUAGAAAAUAUGAUUGAUGAAAGUAAAGAGAAAAAUAGUAAAGAAAGAGAAAAGGAAUGUGCGAUUGAUGAAAAUAAAAAUGUCAGUGUAAAAGUGAAUGAUUGUGAUACGCAAGAAAGUCGGGAACCUGCUGUUUAUGUAACUCUUAACCGACUGCCUGAAAUACAGGUAUGUGGAUUUAAUUUUUCUUUAUUCAAACUCAAAAUAAACAUACCAGUUUGAAACUUAAAAUUAACCAAAAUUCUUUUUUCAUUGAUAUUGGUUUUAUAGAAAAAUCAUAAAACUAUGCAGUUCAAUUCUGACUAUCACAUUAUUCAAAUCUCUC
Molecule: messenger RNA, 1191 nt
Organism: Stegodyphus dumicola
Lineage: Eukaryota; Metazoa; Arthropoda; Arachnida; Araneae; Eresidae
Gene: kz
Product: putative ATP-dependent RNA helicase kurz
Biological process (GO): maturation of SSU-rRNA from tricistronic rRNA transcript (SSU-rRNA, 5.8S rRNA, LSU-rRNA)
Cellular component (GO): intracellular anatomical structure; nucleolus
Molecular function (GO): RNA binding; ATP binding; helicase activity
Source: RefSeq, a predicted model, not a curated record